AUGAAUCAACCUCAGGAGAACCAACAAGCCCAGGUCAAACAUCUAGAUAUGAUUGCAGCAGAAGAGAUACCCAAGGUUGAGAUGUCCAGGUCUGAGUUGGAGUCCAAAGAAGAAUUCAGGCGGCAGUUGGAGACGAUCAUGAAGGAAGCACUCGCCAGGGAAUACUCAGGAGACAUCUCAACAAUGUCUCUUGUCGGCUUUGGCAGUCUCGCAUCUGGCUUUGGACUUCCCGGCUCAGACAUGGACCUCGCAGUGAUACCAGACUGGAAGGACCCCGCAAGAGCUCAUGAAGUCGAAAUUGAUCGCUCUAUUCCACGACUAUUAGAGCGGGCAGUGCUUGAUGCAAAAUUUGGUGGCAGGCUCCUCACACGAACGCGUGUGCCUAUUUUGAAAAUCUGCCAACAUCCCACCGACAAACUAUUCGCAGCUCUUACUGAGGAACGUGAGAAGUGGGACCAACUCCCUGAAGAGGAGAAGUUUCCCUCAGAUCAGCCACAGGAACCACCUGUGCAGGGUUCGGUGCCUCGAUCCAAGCUAUGGAAGCAGUCUGAUGAUGAAUUGAUGCUUACUGCUCGCAAGCUGUUCGAACCCUCUGAUAGUGAGGAGAUCAUUGUUAUUCGAAAGCAAAUCAAAGAUUCAGACGAUGAGAUAAAAGCCGCAGCCCACUUAGCGAUUUCUUCUGAUCCAAACUGGCAGGUUAACUGGGUAGAGUUGAUAGAAAGAGCUCAGGCCAUACGCGAGGCUCAAACGAAGACGGAGUUCCCCGAGCCUACACCUCCACAAACAGCUGCGAAGACGGAUGAACCUGCCAACGAUAGCCCUGAGGAUAAGGCUAAAAAGGCUCAAAACCAACGCUCCGAUAAAUCUUGGACACGGGAGAAGGUAGUCGGUCCACUGGAUUUCCCCAAGGAUGGUUGCGGUAUCCAGUGCGACAUCAACUUUGCAAAUCCACUCGGCAUUCACAACACUCACAUGCUCCGCUGUUACUCUCUAACCGAUCCUCGCGUACGCCCCAUAGUCCUCUUCGUCAAAUCCUGGGCCAAGCGCCGCAAAGUCAACAGCGCCUAUUCUGGUACCCUCUCCUCGUACGGAUGGGUUCUCAUGGUCUUGCACUAUCUCGUCAACAUCGCCUCACCACCUGUAUGCCCGAACCUCCAAUACGCUGUCCCACUACCCACCGAUGCGGCUGCUCUAGAACAAUACUCCAAAAACACCAAAAUCUCCGGCUACGAAGUCCGCUUCUGGCGCAACGAAGAGGACAUCAUCAAAGCAGCAGCAGAAGGUCGUCUGACGCAGAAUACGCAGUCGAUUGGCGCCCUUCUCCGCGGCUUCUUCCAGUACUUUGCCGCACUGUCUGGCUACGGAUACCCGAGACCACCUCAGUUCCACUGGACAAACGAAGUCCUCUCGCUCCGCACGCCCGGCGGUAUCGUGACGAAGCAGAGUAAAGGCUGGGUCAGCGCAACGACGAAGAUUACUGCUGAGAAGAAGGUCACGAAUCGGUACCUGUUCGCUAUCGAGGAUCCGUUUGAGACUGACCAUAACGUCGCGAGGACGGUGACGCAUCGGGGUAUCGUUGCUAUCCGAGAUGAGUUCCGUAGGGCAUGGAGGAUUCUCAGAGUUAUUGGUACGGAGAGAGAGCCUGAGGGGGGGCUAUUUGAUGAGAUUAUUGAGGAGCCGGCUCCGUCUGAUUUGAAGACCGAGGAGGUGCCAAAAGGUGCUCUGGGUGUUUAG
Molecule: messenger RNA, 1734 nt
Organism: Bipolaris oryzae ATCC 44560
Lineage: Eukaryota; Fungi; Ascomycota; Dothideomycetes; Pleosporales; Pleosporaceae
Exons: 1
Coding region: 1-1734 (577 amino acids)
Biological process (GO): RNA 3'-end processing
Molecular function (GO): RNA uridylyltransferase activity
Source: RefSeq, a predicted model, not a curated record